Rhagoletis zephyria (snowberry fruit fly) is the source of this 839-nucleotide messenger RNA. The record is from RefSeq and is a predicted model, not a curated record. Lineage: Eukaryota; Metazoa; Arthropoda; Insecta; Diptera; Tephritidae.
GGCUGCCAACAAAGGGCGACAAAAUCGAGUGGAAAAAGUACCGGGAGCUGGAGUUGUCUCUGCUGCAGGAAACACUGCAGGAGUUUCACGAGAAGAUGGCCCGGGAGUACGGCGUUCCAGUGCCGAAUGCGGACAGUCUCCUGCAGACCGCCCACUACUCGCCCUACCUGAACAUCUACGCCUACCCCGAGGAGCUGGACUACCUCGACAUUCGACCCCUUCCACCGACUUUCAGAGCCUUCCCGCACUUUAUUCGCCUCUCUGAGAAGGCAGAAGAGGACUUUUCCGGAAUUCCAGAGGAGUUUCUCAGUCUAAAACUGGGGAAACUGGUUUACGUGAGCAUGGGCAGCAUGGGCAGCGUCUGCCGGCUCCUCAUGAGCCGACUGGUGGAGAUGCUUUCCAGCUCGACAAAUCGAUUCAUCUUUUCCCUUGGUCCUAGCUACGAUCACCUGACCAAGGAAAAAGGUCCGCUGCCUUCGAACAUCUGGGCGGCCAAGUUUGUGCCGCAGAUCGAGGUUCUGCAGCUGGUCGACCUGGUGGUGACGCACGGCGGCAACAACACUCUCCUCGAGUCGCUGUACUUUGGCAAGCCGAUGAUCGUCUGUCCGCUUUUUGCCGAGCAGCCUGAGAACGCCCAACGCCUCGAGGAAGUUGGCCUCGGACUGCGCAUCAACCCUUAUACAUGUGAACCGGAGGAGAUGCUAUCUAAAAUAGAACAACUUUUAGGUGAUGAGGCGUUAAAGCAAAAGCUAAAGGUAAUUUCGCAGCAGAUGCAAGCCUCGCAGAGCACGCAACAGGUGGCACAGGCUAUUGUCAAGGUGGCCAAAAGUGAACUGUAG